GUAGUGAGACUCGACGCGUGGGAAGCCCGGGGGAGUGACGAGCUAGACGGCUAGGCACUUUUGGACUUAGGUUUUUUGUAGCUAAGCCGUUAGUCACCCAUGCUUGACUUAGAAAUUUUUGUGUACAGAACUCCCUUAGUUAUAGUCACGACUGUGUAAAUGAAGUUAUAAAUCCUUGUACAUUUUGACAAGUAAAUAGUUGGAAAGGAAAAGAAAUUAGAUAUUACCUGAGUUUCUAAAUCUGAGUUAGUGAUAUGAACUUAGUAAGUUCCGAGCCUUGUGCAUUUGUGGGACCCCCUCACAAGUGCACGGCGUCUGCCACGUCCCUGGAUUUGGGUUCUGGGGCGUGACAGAUUUUGUGGUAUCAGAGCCUAGGUUAAUUUAAGA
Messenger RNA from Rubroshorea leprosula, 387 nucleotides. The record is from the annotation of a GenBank genome assembly. Lineage: Eukaryota; Viridiplantae; Streptophyta; Magnoliopsida; Malvales; Dipterocarpaceae.